CGGCAGCUGCGGUAUGUUCCACCGCAGCUAGAGCCCCGGGUGGUCAGGUGGAGGCGAAGCGCGGCACUUCCGUCGACUUCACCCGCAGCGGUCCCCCGGUCUGUAGUCUCGCCGCAGCCACGGGAGAAAAGACGGAGCCCUCCGCCGCCACAGAAAUGUCUGCUCCGGCUCAGCCGCCCACUGAAGGGGCAGAAGGGGCUGCCCCAGGUGGGGGCCCCCCUGGCCCUCCUCCUAAUACGACCAGUAACAGACGACUACAGCAAACCCAGGCACAAGUGGAGGAAGUGGUGGACAUCAUGCGUGUGAAUGUGGACAAGGUCCUGAAGAGGGAUGAGAUACUGUCACAGCUGGAUGACCGAGCUGACGCCUUGCAGGUGGGAGCAUCACAAUUUGAGAGCAGUGCUGCCAAGCUAAAGAGGAAGUAUUGGUGGAAAAACUGCAAGAUGAUGAUCAUGCUGGGAGCUAUCUGUGCCAUCAUCGUGGUAGUUAUUGUAAUCUACUUUUUUACUUGAGAAUGUGCCACCCCUUCCCUGUUCUCCAUUGCCAUCCAACUCAUGUCCCCUUCCCUCUGUUUACUCUCUCAACAAACGUCCCCAUCUACCUCCCUCCACCCCGUCCAGGCUUCUCCGUCGCCCACUCCUUCUUUUCUGUUGCUUUCAUUUGCACUGUGUCCCUCAACACUAGAAAUGCUGCUCGUGGCACUGUCCUGAAGUAACCACCUGAAGAGCAACAGCUGGCACCUUCCCCCUACCCCCUUCUUAUGUACCCACUCAAGUUCCCCCAAAGCCAAAAAGAGUGGGAGGCCAAGAGAAGAGGAAGAGGUGUAGCUGGGGUGAUAUGCCCAAGAAGGUGCCAAGACCAGGGGGAGGAGAAGGGUAUCUGGUGCCCGUGGUGCCACCAGGAAAGGCCAGGCCACUGGCAGGAGGAGGCUGUGAACAGCUAGAAGAAUGGCAGCUCACUCAAGACUGCCCUGGUCACAUGGGGCUCUUCUCCUAGGCCAGGCCUGCAGAGGAUCCUGGGGUGGGCCCAGAGACCAACUUGGUUCUGGUGCGAUACCCUUUUAGAAAGUCAAGCUUAUUUUUGCAGUAAUUUCUAAUCUGUUAGUCCAAGAUUUUCUAUGUUGUCAGGGAUAUUACAACCUUUUGCUUUGUUUUCUGGAGACCUAGAGCACACACGUUAAUUGCUAAAGUACCAGCUUCAUUCCUAUCCUAGAUGCAGCCCCAUAAGCUCAUGACUACAAGGGGCUGUCUCUCAUCCACAUUUUCUGCAGCAUUCUGUGUUGUUCCUGAGAAUACCAAAUAUAGAGCCAAAGCUUGGGACUCUCCAUUUUAAUUGUUGGCAUAGAUAAAGAGAGAGUAUGUGUUAAUUCCAAAGAGACAAUGAGUCAAGGACCCAAUCUGAAAAUAACAAGAUCGGAAGAAGCUACCUCUUGCCUGCUUUUUGAGGAGGGUCCUGUUCCUCCCUUCCCAUUGAUAAAGUGUGAAGUGUUAGGAAUGAGGGUCCUUGGACUCUCAGGGGCUCCUUUUCUCUACACUAUUCCCAGCUACUUGCCAAAGGCAAGGACGAGGCAGGAGGUCCUUCCUGAGGGUAGCCGAUUCUGAGUGUUCAGAGAAGUCCAAUAUACUUGCCAGCCUAGUCUCAGGUGGGAGGCGGGACGGUCUGUAGACAAGUGUGCUUGUGGACUGCUGUGCUGUCAUGGGGCCCUCUCAUCGAGAGCCACCUGUCUGUUCUUCCUGCACUGUAUUCCCCUUCUAAACCACCUGUACCCAUCUGAAUGCCACUUUGCCUCCUUUCCUUUCCUCUGCGUGGUUUGUGGGGACAGACAGUGGAAGCUGAGGCGGCCACUGGUGGACUUCAGGAUAGGGUGUUGAGUGGAACAGACCCAGGUGUGAGGGGAGGAGGGCAGGCUGGGAACAGGAGGGGGAGCACCCAUGACCCUUUAUUCUUCCCAUCAUCUGGCCCAUGUGCAGGAAGAGGCUGAGGCCAGGCUGGGCUGGGUCUGGAUGCCAUUUUCCACGCAGCAGCAUUUCAUUGCGCAAAACCAUCCUUCCUUUCCCUUUGCCCCCUUUCCCCACAUUCCCUUCGUCCUGCCCCAGGGCAGGACUGAAGAGCUGGAAGAAAGCAGUCAGUGUACCCUCCCAACGGCCCCCCUCGAAGGUCUCCACUCUCCUCUGGGCUCCUCCUUGCCUAAUGCAGGGGGUCACCGCUGGAGAAGAACCACCAGUGUCCUCGAUGUGUCCCGAGCCUGGAGCCAAUUCGCCCUCUUGGCCCACCUAGCCCUGUCACAGGAAUUCUUUCCUGGGUUUCUGUCCCUCUGAGGCUCACCAGAUGUAGUUGGCUUUGUUCUUUUGGGGAUGUUUGCCCUUCUACUUUCUUUCUCACCCCACCCUGUACCCUCUUCUGUGUCUUUGCUGUUCCCCCCCUGCCCCCCAACCACCCAUGUGCAUGAGCAAAUAUGCAACCAAACCCUGGGACCUUGCAGUCAAAUGAAGCCAAGCUUCCCACAUCCCCUUCUUCUUUGGUUUGCCAUGAGGCGAUGUGGGGUUUCCACUGUUUGUCUGUCAUCACCUCUGUCUUUUUUCCUACCCCCAACCCCACACUUGUAUAGAAUAAUAACAGUUGUACUUCCACCCAAGGCAUGUGGCAUAUUUACCAAUCUCAUGUAUUCUGAACAAAGGCAAAAAAUAUAAAUUCCUACCACUA
Molecule: messenger RNA, 2703 nt
Organism: Lynx canadensis (Canada lynx)
Lineage: Eukaryota; Metazoa; Chordata; Mammalia; Carnivora; Felidae
Gene: VAMP1
Product: vesicle associated membrane protein 1
Exons: 5
Coding region: 156-512 (118 amino acids)
Biological process (GO): vesicle fusion; vesicle-mediated transport; SNARE complex assembly
Cellular component (GO): plasma membrane; SNARE complex
Molecular function (GO): SNAP receptor activity; syntaxin binding
Source: RefSeq, a predicted model, not a curated record